ACUUUGGUAGACGCAAACUGCUCUUGUCGAGCAUACACUCCAACUUAUUGCACAAACAAGGCCCUUGAUAGCACGCCCAAACAUGACUACUGACGACAUAAUCUCGCUCAAGUCAAGGCAAAAGCGCCGUCUCUAUGAACCCAUAGUCCUGUACAAGGCUCUUACUGAGAUCACCCACGAACAAGGCGCUCUUCGCCCUGCUGAGGUCCCAGAUCGUCCAAGAACCGAAGAAGAGCGAUAUCAUCACUUUCUUCACAAACUAGCCAGUAUCUGCGAUAGCACAAAAGGCGGCAAGACCGUCACUUCAAUCGCUAUACUCGACGAGGAAGAAAAGUACAAAUACGUCUUUGCUUGCAAUCAGAUCUCCGAUGGAGACCUCGACGACACACGAGAUCUCCUGACAACGGUUCUGACAAGUCUGUGUGACUUCCAUACAUUUCCUCUGGCGAAGAAGAACACUGUUCAGAGUGAAACUCUGAAGAAGAUUCUCUCAUUCAACUCGCCUAGGAUCAACUUCUAUCUGAACGUACUGAAGGCGAGGAGCAUUGCGGAUUGCUUGGAGUACUGCCAGCUGCAAACAGACACAGCCGACACCUCGGUUGAGGAGGGUUUGAGGACUCUUGGUAGUGUUAUCGAGGAUUUAACAUUCAAGAACAUGGGCGAUAACGAGUACUUAGAAACUUACAGCACGAUUCAGUUUGUGCUCGACAGGUUUCUUACCCGUGACGUCAAGAGCUACAUCGACAUACGAGCCACCAACGGCCGCUUCAGCGAAGGCCGGAGCUUCGUAUGCUGGUCUGAGUUGCGACACAGCAUAUCACGUCUUCAGAGCUACAAGAAAACUGUUCAAGAUCUCAUCGCAGCAGAGACAGAAUGGCCAGAUAUCUUCCAGGAGUUCGAAGUUGUUCCAGUAAAGUCCAGCCAGGCAGAACCCAACCCUCUUGGCAAGAAGAGCGAAAAAGCUUCCAACAUCAUCGGGCGUAUGAGCAGCAACGAAGCUUCACGACAGCAAUAUUGCGAUCUUGCAGAGAACCUGCAGAGGAUGUUUGACUUAGAUGACCGUAUACAAACUCAGUGCACCAAAUUUACUUUCAGGCCAAUCGUACACUGCGAAAUAUUGGUUCUCGAGUGGAUAAUGGCCCUCAACCGAGGACUGGCCCGGGAACAUCAUCCAAGGGUCACUUUCUUCCAUGACUGGAGCUACAUUGGGAGCAGUAAGCCGGCAUGCCAGCUUUGCCGCUACUACUUCGACACUGCAGGCCAACACAACGGUAUCCGCACUCGAGCAGGCCAUGGUAACCUUUACAUCAACUGGCGAUUUCCAGAUCUUCACGAAUCCGACGGGACUUUAGGUCAAAAACGACGACAGAGCAUCUUCAACUCAAUGAUAGAGAAGAUUCGGCAGGAUGCUUUUGGGAUCUUGGUCCUGAGGAACUCCGAGGGUAAAAGGCAUGACUCGAGCACUCACCCUCUUAUGUCGGUGCGGUAUACGGAUGUUCAGACGGAAUUGAGUGUUGGUGAUCUGCCCGAUGUCGAGGAACUGGGCGAGGGUUUUGCUACGGGGCUCAGUCUGGACUCGCCGAAUAACAGUCUGGAGGAGUCGGACUUUGAUGAUGAGGAUGGUGGAACUAGUCUUUGAUGAGUGUUGCUUUAUUUCGAGGUGUAUAUUUUGUGACUUUAUUUCUCUAAGCUGUAUCUCGUUUCUCUCGUCAACAUGUAUCCCUAUAACUUCGAUAAUGUAUGCUUCAGUG
Fusarium verticillioides 7600 is the source of this 1751-nucleotide messenger RNA. RefSeq lists its product as hypothetical. Lineage: Eukaryota; Fungi; Ascomycota; Sordariomycetes; Hypocreales; Nectriaceae. The record is from RefSeq and is a predicted model, not a curated record. The transcript has 4 exons. Bases 83 to 1639 code for a protein of 518 amino acids.